Molecule: messenger RNA, 3962 nt
Organism: Echinops telfairi (small Madagascar hedgehog)
Lineage: Eukaryota; Metazoa; Chordata; Mammalia; Afrosoricida; Tenrecidae
Gene: MCM9
Product: minichromosome maintenance 9 homologous recombination repair factor
Exons: 12
Coding region: 1-3396 (1131 amino acids)
Biological process (GO): double-strand break repair via homologous recombination
Cellular component (GO): nucleus; MCM complex
Molecular function (GO): ATP hydrolysis activity; ATP binding; single-stranded DNA binding
Source: RefSeq, a predicted model, not a curated record
AUGAAUACUGAUCAGGUUACCCUGGUGGGCCAGGUAUUUGAAUCCUAUGUGUCGGAAUACCAUAAGAAUGAUAUCCUUCAAAUCUUGAAGGAAAAAGAUGAAGAUGCUCAUUACCCAGUGGUGGUUAAUGCCAUGACCCUUUUUGAAACCAACAUGGAAAUUGGGGAAUAUUUCAACGUGUUCCCCAAUGAGGUGCUGACUGUUUUUGACAGUGCAUUGCGAAGGUCUGCCUUGUCGAUACUUCAGUCCCUUUCUCAGCCUGAGGAUGUCUCCAUGAAGCAAAAUCUUCAUGCUAGGAUAUCAGGGUUGCCCAUCUGCCCCGAGCUGGUGAGGGAGCACAUCCCUAAGACCAAGGAUGUGGGGCACUUUUUGUCUGUCACAGGGACCGUGAUUCGAACAAGCCUCGUGAAGGUGCUGGAGUUUGAACGGGACUACAUGUGUAACAAAUGCAAGCAUGUCUUUGUGGUCAAGGCUGACUUUGAGCAGUAUUACACCUUCUGCAGGCCAUCCUCCUGCCCCAGCCUGGAGGGCUGUGACUCCGCUAAGUUCACUUGCCUCUCGGGCGUGUCUUCUUCUCCAGCUGUGUGCAGAGAUUAUCAGGAAAUCAAGAUCCAGGAACAGGUCCAAAGGCUAUCUGUUGGAAGUAUUCCACGAUCCAUGAAGGUUAUCUUGGAGGAUGAUUUAGUGGACAGCUGCAAAUCUGGGGACGACCUCACUAUUUAUGGGGUUGUAAUGCAGCGGUGGAAGUCCUUCCAACAGGAUGUGCGUUGUGAAGUGGAGAUAGUUUUAAAGGCCAAUUACGUCCAAGUAAAUAAUGAACAGUCCGCGGCGAGUAUCGUGGAUGAGGAGGUCCGAAAGGAAUUUGAAGAUUUUUGGGAAAGCUAUACGAGCAAUCCUUUGGCAGGCCGGAAUGAAAUACUGGCCAGCUUGUGCCCGCAAGUCUUUGGGAUGUAUCUCGUCAAGCUUGCUGUGGCCAUGGUGCUGGCUGGUGGGAUUCAAAGGACCGAUGCCACAGGGACACGUGUCAGAGGUGAAUCACAUCUCCUACUGGUUGGAGAUCCUGGCACAGGGAAGUCUCAAUUCCUCAAAUACGCAGCUAAGAUUACACCAAGAUCUGUGCUUACCACCGGAAUCGGCUCUACAAGUGCAGGCCUGACAGUAACUGCUGUAAAGGACUCUGGAGAGUGGAAUUUGGAGGCUGGAGCAUUAGUACUUGCAGAUUCUGGUCUUUGCUGUAUCGACGAGUUCAAUAGCCUCAAGGAGCAUGAUAGAACCAGUAUCCAUGAAGCAAUGGAGCAACAAACCAUAAGUGUUGCAAAAGCUGGUCUCGUGUGCAAGCUUAACACAAGAACCACGAUUCUGGCAGCAACUAAUCCGAAAGGCCAGUAUGACCCCCACGAGUCUGUGUCUGUGAACAUCGCGCUGGGUAGCCCUCUCCUAAGCCGAUUUGACCUGAUUCUUGUUUUGCUUGAUACCAAGAAUGAAGACUGGGAUCGGGUCAUUUCCUCCUUUAUCUUAGAAAACAAAGGUUACCCAAGCACUUCCGAGAAGCUCUGGAGCAUGGAAAAGAUGAAAACCUACUUCUGCCUCAUUAGGAAUCUGCAGCCCACGCUGUCUGACGUGGGCAAUCAAGUUCUUCUCCGGUACUACCAGAUGCAACGGCAGAGUGAUUCCCGGAACGCAGCCCGCACGACCAUCCGCCUGCUGGAGAGCUUGAUACGAUUAGCAGAAGCUCACGCUCGCCUGAUGUUUCGGGACACCGUGACUCUGGAAGACGCUAUUACAGCGGUGACAGUAAUGGAGUCCUCAAUGCAGGGAGGUGCACUGCUCGGCGGCGUGAAUGCACUCCACACUGCCUUUCCUGACAACCCUGUGGAGCAGUACCAGAGGCAAUGCGAGCUGAUUCUGGAAAAGCUCGAGCUGCAGAACCUCUUGAGUGAAGAACUAAGAAGGCUUGAAAGGCUACAGAAUCAGAGUGGGCCCCAGUCUCAGCCAGAGCCAGAGGAGGUGGACACCCCUCCAGAAUCCUUGAGAAAUGAGCCAGGGGAAGAGCUGGAGUUCCGAACUUCCACAAAGCAGGAAAUCAACUGUAGCAUGCUUACCUCCUCUCCUGGAGGCAGUUCUGGGGGAACCCUACUUCUAAAUCUCCCACCCCAUCUGGGGCCAAGCAGAUCCACACGUGAAAGUCACCGAGCUGAGCCCCUGAGAAGCAGAGACAACGGUACACACUGGUGUGCCUCCAUGGCGCCUCCCCAGACUGAGCUGGAAACCGUGGCUCAUGUGUCUCCCAGGCCCAAAGCAACUGAGAAAGAAAUGGCUUCGAAACUGCCCAACAACAGAUCGCAGGGCGAGGAAAAGCGUGGCCCCGGCCGAAGGAGCAAAUCAGAAGGUGGACAGCUUCCUGCACCAGGAAAGGCAGACACACCAUCGAGGCCAGACAAGACUUUUCAUGCUCGGGGAGAAAAGGCAGCAAUGGUUUCUGAAGUAGCGGUACCUGCAGGUGAGCCAGACCCAGUACCGCCUCAGCACGCCCCGAAGAAUCUGCUUGAGCUGCACUCGCAGCACUGCCAAGAUCCUGCCAGGGAGCCCUCCCCGCUGUCUCGCCCUCAGAGCCGAGAAGGAACACGGGAGACUCCCAAAAGAAAGAGACAGAAAUCCCUUGCUCAAGUCGAAGAGCCCCAACUUGAUGGGGAUGAGAGUCCAGGUCCCACUGUGGCCAAACUGGCGAAAUUUACUUUCAAACAGAAGUCAAAACUGACCCACUCCCCAGAAGACGGCAGCCGUAUGUCUCCUAGCACAGCCAAAGUUCCAGGUCCUGGUCCUACGAUGCCCCCGCCCAGAGCAAGAAGGGAAGCAGCUCUGCCGGGGAAGGCCCCAGAGAAGCUGAGAGCUUCCCGGGAAAGCACCCGCUCGGGUCCGGGGCAGAGUACAGGCGAGGAGGCUUCACAGCAGCCCCCUGGGAAAGGGGGCUCGAUAGAGAGGAGGGAUUGUGCCCUGAAAAAGAGAGUUAUUCAGAGUGAGCUGGGGGGUCAAACGGGGUCGGCUCGUCUUACGAGUCAGAGCGAGAAGGAAGAGGAUGCUUGCAAACACAAAAGCGGCAAGGUUCAUGCUGGCACAUUAGCCAAACUGGCAAACUUCUCCUUCUCACCCGCCUCUGGCUCCAAAUCCCAGGACCCCCCUACUCCGCCUGCAGAGAAGAACGGGCUUGAGUCAGGAGGCCUGAGCCCGCCUCCUGCAGCCGCGGCCGCAGCGCCUGGCCGGAAGAGGAGGACUUUCCAGUUCGGAGGAGCCGCCGGCAACCUCACGGCUUCCAGAAACCCUCUCUUCACGUUGCCAGAGCUAGAGGAUGACGCCCUGGAUUUCGACUGGGACGACGAGAUCAGAAGGAGGCCGUAAUCAGAGACCCUUCUGGUCUAAUGUCGGCGCCCCCAGUGCGCGCCUUCGGGAUACCAGCGUGCAUUCUUGGCCACAUCAAAUGCCAGUCUGAGCACGAGGCCUCCCCGCCCCACUCAGGUUCAUCCUCGGUGUUGUAUUUCAGGUGUGUCUUCCUGACUUUUAUAACUUGUAUGAAUGCUGUCAGUCAUUGUGGAACCAGCACUUGAGUUGAAAUAGUUGACACUGCUCAGUUUUGUAAGCAAGGAGUUCUAUUUUCCCAAAGAUGUUUGUUUUGGGCACGGGUGUCGGUCCUGGAUUCCGGACUUUAUUCACUCCGAAAAUAAGGCCACAAAAGUAGCACUCCGAAAGCUUACAAGACAAGUGAACUUUUUAUAAUAUUUUUUGUGUGUUUUCCGCUGGGGGGUGCCCUGCAGAGAAUAGCGCACAUUAUCGUUCGGGAUGCUUUGCCAAAAAUCGUGUGAUUGUUCUAACGUUCUUUUUGUCUGUCUUUUCCUGCAUCCGCUUAAGUGUGACCUUCCUCUCUUUCACUGAGUGGCAUCUUCACGAUUCACGCAGUCUGACGAGUG